Messenger RNA from Teleopsis dalmanni, 1988 nucleotides. RefSeq names its product acetylcholine receptor subunit alpha-like 2. Gene Ontology annotation, molecular function: transmembrane signaling receptor activity; acetylcholine-gated monoatomic cation-selective channel activity. The record is from RefSeq and is a predicted model, not a curated record. Lineage: Eukaryota; Metazoa; Arthropoda; Insecta; Diptera; Diopsidae. Gene Ontology annotation, cellular component: neuron projection; postsynaptic membrane; synapse. Bases 184 to 1878 code for a protein of 564 amino acids. The transcript has 7 exons. Gene Ontology annotation, biological process: chemical synaptic transmission; regulation of membrane potential; signal transduction.
AAACACUUAUUUUUAGCAAUUUUUACUACAUUUUACUACGUUGUGACGUUUAUAAAAAUAGGUGUGACGUAAAUAAUUUUGUGGAGUGACGUAGGUUAAGCUCAUACUACGUCACAAGCGCAACAGUGACUUUUUAGAACUGUUUUCCGAAAUUAUACCUUAAGCUGUUAAAAUUAAACAAAAAUGAUGCCCCCAAUUUCAAGCUGCAUUAGUCGUUUUAUGAAAUUAUUUUAUAUUUUCUUACUUAUGACUUUGUUAUGCGAAACCGUCAAUGCUAAUCCAGAUGCGAAACGUUUAUAUGACGAUUUACUUAGCAACUACAAUCGUUUGAUACGUCCUGUUAGUAAUAAUAACCACACCGUCCUCGUUAAACUUGGCUUAAGGUUGUCGCAAUUAAUCGAUCUGAAUCUCAAGGAUCAAAUUUUAACAACUAACGUAUGGCUUGAACAUGAAUGGCAGGAUCACAAAUUCAAAUGGGACCCUUCAGAAUAUGGUGGCGUUACAGAAUUGUAUGUACCAUCAGAACACAUUUGGUUACCAGAUAUUGUGCUUUACAAUAAUGCCGAUGGUGAAUAUGUGGUAACAACAAUGACCAAAGCUAUUUUGCAUUACACAGGCAAAGUCGUUUGGACACCGCCAGCGAUUUUUAAAUCCUCAUGUGAAAUCGAUGUACGUUAUUUUCCAUUUGAUCAACAAACAUGUUUCAUGAAAUUUGGCUCUUGGACCUACGACGGAGAUCAGAUUGACUUGAAGCAUAUAAACCAGAAAAACGACAAGGAUAAUAAGGUUGAGGUUGGCAUUGAUUUACGUGAAUAUUAUCCUAGUGUGGAGUGGGAUAUUUUGGGUGUACCUGCAGAGCGGCAUGAAAAAUUUUAUCCAUGUUGUGCAGAACCUUACCCAGAUAUAUUCUUCAACAUAACAUUGCGAAGGAAAACACUGUUUUACACAGUCAAUCUCAUUAUUCCAUGCGUUGGCAUCUCAUAUUUGUCCGUGUUGGUAUUUUAUUUACCAGCAGAUUCAGGAGAAAAAAUCGCAUUGUGCAUUAGCAUUCUAUUAUCGCAGACUAUGUUUUUUUUGCUCAUAUCAGAGAUUAUACCGUCGACAUCGUUAGCAUUGCCACUUUUGGGUAAAUAUCUAUUAUUUACGAUGUUGCUGGUUGGUUUGAGUGUUGUCAUAACGAUUAUCAUACUCAACAUACACUAUCGUAAGCCGAGCACGCACAAAAUGGCACCAUGGGUGCGUGCCUUCUUCAUAAAGCGUCUACCUAAGUUGUUACUGAUGCGCGUACCCAAAGAUUUGUUACGCGACUUAGCCGCCAACAAAAUCAAUUAUGGCACCAAAUUUAGCAAGACUAAAUUUGGUCAAGCACUAAUGGAUGAAAUGCAAAUGAAUUCAGGUGGCUCAAGUCCGGACUCUUUUCGACGCAUGCAAGGACGUGUGGGUGGUUGCAAUGGUCUGCAUGCCACUUCAGCUACAAAUAGAUUCAGUGGCCUUGUCGGUGCGCUUGGUGGCGGCUUAAGCACACUAAGUGGCUAUAAUGGCCUGCCCUCAGUGCUCUCCGGUCUCGAUGAUUCUUUAAGUGAUGUGGCACAACGCAAAAAAUAUCCUUUUGAAUUGGAAAAAGCCAUACAUAACGUCAUGUUCAUACAACACCAUAUGCAACGGCAGGACGAGUUCAAUGCGGAAGAUCAAGAUUGGGGUUUUGUUGCUAUGGUCUUGGAUCGAUUGUUUCUUUGGAUAUUCAUGAUUGCAUCGUUAGUGGGUACGUUUAUGAUCCUAUGUGAAGCACCAUCCUUAUACGAUGAUACAAAACCUAUUGAUGUGGAACUAUCAGUGAUUGCUCAGCAAAUUUACAAUUUAACUGAAAAGAAAUCUUAAGAAGACUUUCUUGCCUCGAUUUAAAUAAUAUUAAUAACAGCAAUGCUAAAACAGAAUGUUAACAGAUAUGAGUGUUAUACCAUACAAUUAUUAUAGCUUAAUUAAAUUAA